Didymosphaeria variabile is the source of this 1461-nucleotide messenger RNA. RefSeq lists its product as uncharacterized. The transcript has 2 exons. Lineage: Eukaryota; Fungi; Ascomycota; Dothideomycetes; Pleosporales; Didymosphaeriaceae. The record is from RefSeq and is a predicted model, not a curated record. The coding region runs from base 1 to 1461 and encodes 486 amino acids.
AUGCCGCUUGGAGGCGCUGGGGUUUCUGCGCGCGGCGCAAACACGGGCCAUAAUGCGAGAAGAGGCCUGGAAAGCGAAGAGGGUGGGGCAGACUCUGUAGCUGGAGCAGAAUCGUUGCAUGUAUCACAACAGAACGUGUCCUGGGACCCCCGUGCUGAAGAUAUUGCGACAUUCGUGCAGCGCGCUAUCGAGAGUUUCAAAGAGGACCAGACACGAAGGAUCGAGCGAGACGUUGUCACGCCAAUACAGCAGGCUCUGACAAUCCACCAAGCCGAGGAACACAAGCGAGCAGAGCUUGACUGGCAAACACGUGCAGAAGACUUGCAAAAUGAGUACGCGGAAGAAAUCAGGAAGCGAAGCGUGCGCCACACCGAGUAUGUUGGUCUCUUGAGGAAUCGAAUAAAGGAGUUGGAAGCCGCUCAUACUCCUCGACACACGCAGAAGCAGCCCAUUCUUCCGAACCUUAUGCUCGGACGGAAGCGACAAGCGGACCCAUCUUUUGCAGAGCCGCCACUCAGUCGGACGAGAACCGACCAAGCUCAUAGUGAUUUCUAUCAUGACCGCGCAGUUGCUGUGAGCGAUCUAGGCGGGACAGACCACUUGUUCACUGCUCGGCACCAGUCAUCGAAUGUAACAUCACGAGCUCAUCAGAUCAUAUCUAGGGAAUCCCGCAAUCACAGGAGCGAACUCGGUAUCCGAAAAGACCACGAUAUCACCGAUCUAUCAGCAACCCCAGCCUCGAGCGUCAGUGAACGUAGUCACCAGCUUGAUGCUGAGGAUCGCCGCGACCAGGAUCAGAGUACAGAUUUCGAAAUCGAAGAAGGCAAGGACGACGAGAGUUAUCAAAACAGUAAUAAAGCCACAAAUGAGAUAGGGUCAAGAUCCGAAUCCGCCGGACACCAGGGGCACGACCAAUCGAGGCCGCAGGCACUAGCUGCAGACGGGACGAGCUUGAGGCGAAGCAGACGUAAUAAGGACGCUCACCUGUCGCCAAGCCAGGCUGAGGUUCCAGCCCAACGGUCAACGACAUCUAGGUUGCCAAUACCACCUGGAGCUAUGAUGGGGCUUCCAGGGCUCCCGAUAAAAGUCCUGGCACUAGAUGGUACUGGAAAGUACAAAUGGCGGACAGAAGAUACACCUAAGGAGCUCAGCGAGGAGCUAGAGAAGGCACUGCUUCGCUUUAUCGGCGAGUAUGAGAGGAGGACUCGAAAUUUUCGGCGCUGGCUGAAGAAUCCAAGGGACUGUGCGUUGACAUUCACUAUCACAACCGGGAGGUCUGUUUCCAUAUUUCCUCAAGAGCUUGUGGCAUGCACCGAAUGCACCGGGGGCCGAAGGCCUUGUGUGAUAAUCUUGACCGACGACCAGGGCGAGCAGCAGUUGGGAUUUCUGCGUGCCCAUGAUGGCCUGAGAAACGGAACCGUGGAUGAUGUAGCCUUCUACAUGCCAACGCGGAAUGACUGA